Molecule: messenger RNA, 1197 nt
Organism: Coturnix japonica (Japanese quail)
Lineage: Eukaryota; Metazoa; Chordata; Aves; Galliformes; Phasianidae
Biological process (GO): protein polyubiquitination; protein monoubiquitination
Molecular function (GO): ubiquitin protein ligase activity
Source: RefSeq, a predicted model, not a curated record
CUUGCAGCAUCUCAGUGCCUGACCCCGCAGCAUCGCAUCUGUUUCCCUGGCCCUGUCUAGUGCAGGCAGCCGGGGCCCUACCGAGUGCACCUGCAGCAGCAGAGAGUGUAACACCUCUGCUGCAGCUCCAUUGGAGGAGAACAACUUGACAUCCUCGGUUCUCCCAACCUGCUGCAGCAAGAAGAUCAUGGCUGCAGAAGAGGCAUGGACAUGUGCCGUUUGCCGCGAUGUGCGACGGGACAUUGCACAUGCCAUUCCGUGCAACCAUAUGUUCUGCCUCGGUUGCAUUCAUCGGUGGGCAACUCUGAGCGACAGUUGCCCACUGUGCCGGAUGGCCAUGAAGACCAUCCGGGUCUCUGUGCGGGGAGACAACGAGUACGUGGAGUGCAUCGUCUCCCCGCCUGCAGUGCCAGUGCCCAUCAGCUUUGGCACCACCACCGACCCCAGCGGCACUGCGGCAUCUGCUCCACCAUCUGCACCACCGUCCCCUGAGCCCAUGGCUGCGGAGCCAGAGAGAGUGGGCGGCCUCCUGCCAGAGGUCUGGGCAGCACUUUUCCGGGAGAGACGAACCAUCCUCGACCCGGUGCUGCCCUGGCUGGAGCAGGAAUUACGCCGCAACCAGGAGCUGGGCUGGUGGAAGAUCAACUGGCUCAAGAGCAUGAUCCUGGCAUUCCUGUGCCAGGUGGGGCCAGACAGGGACACACUGGUGCGGUGCACAGAACACGCCAUUGGGCCCAGCACCGCACCGCUCAUUGACGGCCUCGUCGCAACCAUCGCGAGCCGGUGCAGCCAGGAGGCCUGGAGGCUGCUGGGCCUGGAAGACCCCAGUGCUGCUGAGGAGCAGGAGAAUGGCCCCGCGGCCCUGUACGAGACCAUCGCCCCCAGCGCUGCUCCCUCCUGCUGCUCUGCUUGUGCUGACACCGAGGAGCUCCACGGCACUUCUUCCAACAGUGCCCGUGGAGGAGGCUCUGCUGCAGAGCCGGAUCCUGAGGCAGCCGGUCCCUCUGAGCAGGGCCCCAGCCACGGCCCCUCCACUCGCAGCCGGGGCAGGAAGCGCUCCGCUGGGAGGCCCCGGCGUCCCACCAAGAGGAGGGCCAGCAGCACCCAAUGCGCUCCUCCACCCUGCAAGAGGCGGCACUCCCGGCGCCGCUAGCAGGGUUACCCUUGUUUCCAAUAAAGGAUAAAAACUGAGAUGCA